AGCACCGUGGCCAAAUAAUGGCAGAAUGGUCAGAUUGGUCUGGGCGUCUGUGAGGGGUCCUUGGGCGAGAUGUCGCCCGGCGGCAGACUCGCAGACUUGACCUGAACACCACCACCAGCAACAACAACACAAACACAGAUACACACACAUACAAUGAAGAGGUCUGUCCUGAAUGUUUGUGUACGAACGCUCACCACGUUCUCCAGGUUGGUGACCCGCUGGUUGAGGUAAGAGUUGACCUGACCAUGUGUGCACAUCGAUGCCAUGGAGAAGCACACCUCUCUGUCUGUCUGUCUGUCUAGGUGGGUGAGGCGAGGUCGCUGGCCGAGCAUGCCUGCCUACCUUUUUGAGGUUGACGAUGGAGUCCUCCUUCUCCGCCAAAGUGGUCGUCAACUCAGACACCAAUCGCUGCAUCUCCUGUGUGCCACCACACACACACAGAGGUAUGGUGUGUACCAUGUUGCAGUACUGCAUCCAUAUGUGGCCGUGCGUGGUGGAUGACGCACCUCGAUUUGGCCGCUCACCACCCGGCUGUAGUGCGCCAUCGACCCACCACCCGACGCACCCAAUCCUGAUCGACAGACAGACAGGCCAACCACACACACGCAUUAAGGGCACCCACCCCAUAAGCAGUUGCGUACCAGAAGGGGUGUGGGGCCUGUUGGUCGUCUGCUGCUGGUGCUGCUGUUGGUCGUCGAUGUAGAUCUUGAGGUUCCGUUCGGCGGUCGAUGCGCGGCGCUUGGCGUUCUCCAGCUGCUCAUGCAACCUGCACAGCGCCAGCAGAACACAUAGAUAGAUCGGUGUGUCUUUGUGUCUGUGUGUCGUUCGGCGUGCCUCGCUCCCUCACUGUUUGUUGGCUUCAAUGGCCCGGUCCCUCUCGGCAGCGACCUGCUGCAGCUGCUGACGAUCGACGCUUCUGCUGCUGCUGCUGGCGCCUGCUCCUGCUGUGGGGCUGCGUGCACCACACAUGGACACGCGGACAUGCAGCCCCACAGCAUAGGUGUCAUCAUCCCUUGUGUACCUGCCGUCUGUUUUGAGGCUGGCCAUCUCCUGCUCGAGCUUCUCACGCGUCUCGGUCAACGAACAGAUGCGCUGUCAUCGGCGGAGGCGACAGGCAGGUCAGCAACGCACGCAACACACGCAUUCGUCAUCUCUCUCUCUAUCUCAAUCUGUGUGUGUGUGUGUGUUUGGCGGACCUUUUUGAGUUCGGUGGUGUUGUCAGGAAGCGACCGAUAAACCUCCUGCAGCGAAUCCGGCAGCAUCUCCCUGACACCACACACACACACACACACACGUGUAUUCAUAUCUGCGUAUGUGUGUGGUGUGUCGGUCGUUGUGCAGACAGAUGCUGACUGACAGGUUGUCGUCACUCGAGCCACUCCAGCCGCCCCCCUCUGAGGCGUCGAACAUGGACUGAUACGCGUUGGGCAGCGGAGAGGGGGUGGGUUGACGCUGCUGCUGCUCUUGUUGUUGCUGCUCCUGCUGCUGCUGUUGGUGGUGUUGUUGCAGCUGCUGCUGUAGGUCCGUGAUCUGCCUGUCCUUGGCCGCGAGGGACUCACGCAGCUCUGCCAGAUGAGGGGAGGCAGUGACCUGACACACACACACACACGGUGAGGGAGAGGAAGAGCAGCUGAGUGUUCUGUCUGUCUGUCUGUCUCUCUCUCUCUGUGUGUGUGUGUGACGACGGUUGUGUUUGUCCCUUCCCUCCCUCCCUCCCUCCCUCCCUCCCUCUGCCUGUCUGUGCGAGAGGGCAUCCAUGAAUUCAUCCGCUCACCCCGGUUUGUGCGUCUCCGGUGGUCUCGCCCCCUCCCUGCAUGGACUCGAUCAUGAGCUGCUGGUCCUGCACCUUGAGGUUGAUCUCCGUCCACGACCGGCGGGCCUCCUCAAGCGACGCCUCAAGCCUCGACGCCUUGCGGUGCGCAGCGGCCAGCUGGUCCUCUAACGCCAUUAUCUGAUUGAUGGGUGCACAGAGAGAGGGGGCAAGGGAUCUUUGAAUAUGCGCAGUGAUGUGUGUGGGUGUGGGUAUCGGGAUGGUCACCUUUUGGUGCUUGGCGUCGGCGGCCUCGUCUGCCUCUCUCUUGAGCCUCUGGUGCUCCUGCAACAUCUCCUGUAUCUGCUGCUCCGUGUAGGUGGUGCCAGUGGGACCCGGUGGCUGUGGCUUUGAGGGUGGUGUGAUGGGCUGCUGCUUUGGGCUCUCCCUCUCAAGCUGGAAACGGCGCACCUCUGACACACAGACCAGCACACAUAAUGCCUCCUCUCUCUCUCUCUCUCUCUCUGUGUGUGUGUGUGUGUGUGGGUUUUUUGAAAGAUAGGUACCUGCCUGGAACUCUGACUCCAUCUCUUUCUCCUUCUGAAGAAAGUGCUCCCGCUCCUUCUCGACCGCAGACUCGAUCAGGCGCUGCGUCUCAGCCUGACAGACAGACAGACAAACAGACAGACAGACAAAUCACCCGAAUGCAGCACCUCUCUGCGCAUGUGCGCGUGUUGGGGCAUGUGUGGUCUGUUCAGGUGACCUAUACCUCCUGCUGUGCCCGCUUCUCCCGCUCCAUUCGCAGAUCGGCCUCAAGAGCUUCCACCUGCACGACACGAGAGAAAGAGUGAAUGGGGAAAACACGCACAUUCAUCCCGCUGCUGGCCUGACCUUUGCCUCAGCGCAUGUGGCUUUGCUCUCGGACUGCUGCAGCUUCAAACGAAGCUCACUGUUGGCCGUGCGAAGGGACUCCACCUGCAUUAUAUGACAGAGAGGAGGGCUGCCCACGUCACGUGGUUGGUCAGCCAGCCUUGCGGAUGAUUCGAUUCAUGCGCACCUCUUGCUGCAGAUCUUGCAGCUCUGCCACGGCUGCUGUGUCCCCCUCACCUCUCUCACCAGACCGCAACUCGUCCACCUGCACACACACAGAGAAAGACAGAAACACAUGAGGGAAGGGGGUAUCCCUCCCUCCCUCCCUCUGUCUGUCUGUCUGUCUGUCCGUAUUCGGUGACUUGCCUGUGUCUCCAGAGCCGUGACUUGGCUAGUCUUCUCGUCGAGCUGUUUGUGCAGCAUGGCGGUCUUAUCCCUCAGCUCCCUAUCACGCACCUCCAGCGAACUCUGCAACGCCGUCACCUACACACACACACACACACACUGACUGGGGGAGAGGUGUGGUUGGUGUGUGGGGUAUGGGGCAGGGUACGUUGCUCUUGAGCGAGUCGAUAGCCUUGCUGGCCUGCGCUUCCUGCGCAGCCAGCUGCUCCUUGACGCCGUCAAUCUUGGCCUGAACACCACACACACACACACACACACCAGACACACAACGGCUUUAUGUGUGUGUGUCUGGGCAUAUGUGUGUCAUCUACCUCAGCAGCUGCCGCAUCUGUGCGUGCCGUCCGCAGCUGUGUUUGGAGUGAGGAGACCUCCUGCUGCAGCCUCGCCAGCUCGCCCGCUUCAUGGGGGUCGCUCUCAUGGCGCAACUCCACUUGCUGAUUGAAUUGACCAAUCGAUAGACGCGUCCACGCCACAGACGACAUGAUAUGGGUAAGACACUAUCUCUCUCUCUCUUGUGUGUGUGUGUGUGUUUGUGUGUGUUUAGUCGCUUACCCGUCUGAGCUCCUCGUUUUCCUCAUUGAGCCUCUCUGUCUGCUCGACGAGCGUCUCGAUAACGGACUUGACCUGACUUGUAGAGUUCUUGACGAAAUCUGCAUAAGCAAUCCAUCGAUGCAUCCGUGGGGGAUGGAUGGGUGGAUGUGUGGCCACCCUGGCCGUCACGUUGCAAGCUGACCUGUGUUGAGUGUCCUCUGGAGGAGGGUCUUGAUAUCCUUGCCCUCCUUCCGGGCCUUCUCCAUGUAACGAAAGGCCUACACGCACACAGACAGACAGACAGACAGUCGAUGAAUGAAAGGCGAUCAGCCAGAGAGAGAGCCAUCCAUCCAUCCAUCCAUCCAUUCAAUCCAUCACCUUGAGCGUCUCCGCAAAGCUGUAUUCCUCAACCUCCUAUAUACACACACACACACAUCAACCAAUUGACGCAAUUAAUGACUCCACCCACUGUGUGUCCGUGUGAGUGCUUGCCUGUUGUCCGCUGCCAUAUAUGGUGACGAUGCCCUUCCCGGCCGACUUUUUGCUCUCACUGCUGUCGCUGCUCGUCUUGCGGUGCACCUCCAUCGGCAGCAAUGACUGGGGCUGCGGCGAACCGCUCGAGGCCGAUCCCGAGUCGGCUGCUGGCUCUGAAUCCGCCAUGCUUUCGGUGUUGCUCGCAAUGCUUGCCUGGUUGCUUCAACCAAGCGCGGGAGGGAGGGAGAGGGAAGGGACCGAUGAGUCAGUGACUGACCAGAAGGUCACUCACGCAAAAGAACCG
Messenger RNA from Vitrella brassicaformis, 4334 nucleotides. NCBI's taxonomy places the organism in Eukaryota, Vitrellaceae. The record is from the annotation of a GenBank genome assembly.